This is a messenger RNA of Dicentrarchus labrax (European seabass), 7364 nucleotides long. It is a transcript of the gene vwa8, whose product is annotated as von Willebrand factor A domain containing 8. Gene Ontology annotation, molecular function: ATP binding; ATP hydrolysis activity. Bases 111 to 5819 code for a protein of 1902 amino acids. Gene Ontology annotation, cellular component: cytoplasm. Lineage: Eukaryota; Metazoa; Chordata; Actinopteri; Moronidae. The transcript is spliced from 45 exons. The record is from RefSeq and is a predicted model, not a curated record.
UGUCCCUCUUUUAUUAUCUUCCGGCUCCCACAAAAUGAGCUGGCAGAUGUUAUGAAAUGGUAAGAAGGCCGGUUAGGACAUAACUAAGAUGGAAACAGCAUAGUUUAAGUAUGCCUUUGCAAAUAUUAUGUGGCGGCUCGGCGGCGCUCGUCGCUUCGAGAAGAAUGCGGAAUAUUUUGGGUGCUGUCCUGGGAAGAGACGGCUGGCUGUGGAGAACACAUGAGGUCAAACUUAUCAACACAUCCUCCGGUGACACAGUGAACAUUGGAGAGAUCUCAUACAAACUCAAAACACCCCAGAAUCCAGAACUUGUUCCUGUCAAACACAUUUCAGACUCCUUACCCCAGACAGUGGUUCAGCACCUGCGAUGGAUUAUGCAGAAAGACCUUUUGGGCCAGGAUGUGUUUCUCAUUGGCCCCCCAGGACCCCUGAGACGAUCCAUAGCUAUGCAGUACCUCGAGUUGACCAAACGCGAAGUAGAGUAUGUCGCUCUGUCCAGGGACACCACAGAGACUGACUUGAAACAGAGGAGAGAGAUCCGCUCAGGGACGGCCUUCUACAUAGACCAGUGUGCUGUAAGGGCAGCAACACAGGGUCGAGUCUUGGUCCUGGAGGGGCUAGAGAAGGCAGAGAGGAACGUUCUGCCCGUUCUCAACAACCUGCUAGAGAACAGAGAGAUGCAGCUGGAGGACGGACGCUUCCUAAUGUCAGCGGAGCGUUACGACAAGCUGCUGCAGGAGCACACCAAAGAGGAGCUGGACAGCUGGAAGAUUGUCCGUGUAAGUGAGGACUUUCGGGUCAUCGCUCUUGGCCUUCCUGUCCCCAAGUACAAGGGCAACCCGUUGGAUCCUCCUCUCCGCUCUCGCUUCCAGGCCAGAGACAUUUAUUACCUACCAUUCAAGGACCAGUUGGAGCUGUUGUACACUGCAGGACCAAACAUUGCUGCAGAAAGGGUGUCCCAGCUGCUGUCACUAGCCACCACGCUGUGCUCCCAGGAAUCAUCCAACCUUGGCCUCCCUGACUUCCCUGUGGACAACCUGCUUCCUGCCCUCCAUGUGCUGAACUCUUUCCCCAUGCUGUCCUCCCAGCAGCUAGUCCACAGACUUUACCCCUACAACAGCAUCCUGGGCAAGGAUGGGCGCACUGCUGUAGAGGGUGUACUCAGUAGAUUUGAGCUUUUGGAUGGUCGUCGUCAGCCAGCACCCAGCGCCAUUUCGAGGUUGUCCGCUACCAGGGGUCUUGAGGGCCACGCAGAUGUCACAUUACGUAUCGCGGACAAGGACGUCACAUUUCAGGUUCCAGCAGGUACGAAGGAGCUGCGUCCACCCAACAGUAGCCCCACCUUCAUCAGUACACCAAGCCACUCCCAGCUGAUGGCUGAGAUAAUGCAAUCACACAUGGCUAAGGACAUAUGCCUGAUAGGAACCAAGGGUUGUGGAAAGUCAGUGAUUGCGAGAGAGUUCGCUGAGAUGCUGGGUUACAGCAUAGAGCCAGUCAUGCUCUACCAGGACAUGACAGCCAGGGACCUUCUUCAGCAGAGGUACACUCUCCCUAACGGAGACACAGCGUGGAGGCCGUCUCCACUGGUCACUGCUGCCAUCGAGGGCAAGCUGCUGCUUUUGGACGGCAUACACAGGGUCAACCUGGGAACCCUGGCUGUGCUUUCUAGGUUACUCCACGACAGGGAGCUGGAUCUGUAUGAUGGGACCAGGCUACUGAGAUGGGAUAAAUACCAGACACUAAAGGAGCAGCUGCACUUCAGUGACCAGCAACUGCAAGAGAGGUCAAUCCUCCCCAUCCAUCCAUCAUUCAGGGUGCUGGCCCUGGCCGAGCCCCCCGUUGUGGGUGCCAGUGCGAGCAGCAGCAGCAGAGGUCAGCAGUGGCUGAGCCCAGAGCUGCUCACUAUGUUCCUCUACCACACGGUCACCCCGCUGUCCAAAGCAGAGGAGAUGGACCUCAUACAGGGACUGAUUCUUAAUGUUCCAAAGGAAGCAGCAGAGAAUCUACUGCACCUCACACACAAUCUCCGUAAGACAAACGACCCCACGGCACAGUCUCUGGCCUCUUCUCUCUCCACCAGACAGCUGUUGAGGAUCUGUCGCCGUCUCUCUCAGUACCCUGAGGAGAGCAUCGCCCACGCUGUCAAAAAGGCUUGUCUUUCCAGGUUCCUGCCCAGCCUGGCCCGUGCUUCUCUUGAAAAAAGCCUUGCUAACAGCUCCAUACAGGAUAAACCAGAUCCUGCUGAACACACUCGUGACUUCAGCUGUAAGAUAAAGGAUGGUGUGUUGACUAUUGGCAAUGUGUCUGCUCCCAUCUACAAGCCGAACGAGAAGAUGAAGGUUCCAGACGUGCUCUUCUAUGAUAACCCCCAGCACAUGAUGGUGAUGGAGGACAUGUUGAAAGACUUUCUAUUAGGAGAGCACCUCCUUUUGGUGGGCAACCAGGGUGUGGGUAAGAAUAAAAUAGUGGACCGGUUCCUGCACCUGCUGAACAGGCCAAGAGAAUACCUACAGCUCCACAGGGAUACAACGGUCCAGACUCUGACCCUGCAGCCCUCAGUCCGAGACGGCAUCAUCAUGUACGAGGACUCACCUCUGGUGAAGGCAGUGAAACUGGGUCACAUAUUAGUGAUCGACGAGGCCGACAAAGCUCCCACUAACGUCACCUGCAUCCUUAAAACCCUAGUUGAGAGCGGGGAGAUGAUUCUGGCUGACGGACGCAGAAUUAUCUCAGAUCCACGUGAAGCUGAGGGGAGGCCCAACACCAUAGUCAUGCACCCGGACUUCAGGAUGCUCGUGCUGGCUAAUCGACCUGGUUUUCCUUUCCUGGGAAAUGACUUUUUUGGAGCUCUAGGUGAUAUUUUUAGCUGCCAUGCUGUGGACAAUCCAAAGCCCCAGGCGGAGCUGGCAAUGCUUAAACAGUACGGCCCUGAUGUUCCCGAUGCUACUCUGCAGAAGUUGGUGGCUGCCUUUGGAGAGCUUAGGUCUAUGGCCGACCAGGGCACCAUCACCUACCCCUAUUCCACCCGAGAGGUGGUCAACAUUGUCAAACACCUCCAGAAAUUCCCAGAUGAGGGUUUGGCCAACGUGGUGCGAAACGUCUUCGACUUUGACUCAUACAACAAAGACACGCGAGAGGUUCUGAUCGAGGCACUGCACAAGCACGGGAUUCCCAUCGGAGCCAAGCCCAGCUCUGUCACACUGGCUAAGGAGUUGCCCCUGCCGGAGGUCAAGAUGACAGGGUACUGGACAAUAAACCAAGGUGUCAACGCUCGCCGCAAACUGCUCUGUCCAACUGAGACACACCUCAUAGACAUAAAGGGCCCUGUGUUUCUACGUGUUCAGGGUUACCCCUGCAACAGACAAGAAAGCAGGGCCUUGAGUUUCAGUGAGGAGAAAGCCCACUGGCAGAUUCCCAUGAAUGAAGUCAACAUCAUCUGCGAUGUCACCACCAAAGAUGAUGUUCUGUACGUGGCCACGUGUAACCCAGUGGCCCUGUACUCCAUGAAGGAGCACGGGGAGACAAUUCAGUGUGUGGAGCUUUACGACGUCUUCCCCAGGACCAUCAGUGGCGUCUGGCAGCCCUUUGUGACCGUCGCUGCACUUGGGAGUCCUCUGGAUGGACAAGUGGUGCUGCAUGAGGAGCAGAGUAACACAGUGAUCCAUUUGGACUUGGUAACAGGCGCCGUGCGGAGGCUCAUGUUGUCUCCAGACAGUGAUCAGCCCUCCACCAGAGCCUCCAAUUGGUGGAGCAGUAAGGAACAACAGGGAGGGCAUAAAAUGUGUCAGGACUUUGCCCACAAAAACUGGCUUCUCUUCUAUAAGGAGGAUGGCAACCAACUGGAGGUGCUGGAUGUGCUGGAGGGCCGUGUUCACUCCAUCUCCCUUCCCAUCAACCUGAAGUCGGUCUUCCUCGCGGCAGAGGACCGCUGGUUACUGAUGGAGAGCAAAACCAACAAGAAGUUCCUGCUGACCAAGCCCAUGCACAUGGCAGCUGAAGACACUGGGGUGUGUCAGCUCCACAGCAUCAGUGAGGACCCAGUCAGCUCAGGCCAUGGAGCCAGCUCAGCUGAGGUGUCCAUGCCCCAGAUGCUGUCAUGUGAGCAGCUACCCAAUGAGAACCUCAGCGCCGCUCUGGACCAGAAGAUUGUUUCACCUAACCGCAUAAUGGCAGACACCAGCUCCUUUGCCCGGGUUGUUGUGGGCUUCCCAGACCUCGUGUCCCCUAAUGAGGUGUACAGCUUUAAGAGGCCUGUUGAUCUAUUAGAGAUGAAGAGUGGCGAGAGUGGGUCUCACAUGUUCCUUAGAGGUGGGCUUCGGUCCAGCACGGCAAAGAGGGAGAAUUGUGUCAGCCUGCUCUCAGCCAAUCAGGUGGUCCGAGCCCUUCCACCCAGCAAGGUGCCCAUGAAGGAGGUCUACCCCAAAGAUGUCACACCCCCAAUGACAGCGGCAUACCUGGAGGUGACUGAUCUGAACUCCAAAAAAGUUAAAUAUAUUCCUGUCCCAAGGUCAAUGACCGUGUCACCUUACACCAGCUGGCUGUCAAAGGUGUCAGAGUCUGACGUGCUAAUGGCUCCUCUCGGUUCUGGAGGUGUGGUCACAGUGGAUAUGGGAGGGUACGUCCGGCUGUGGGAGACUGGAUUGGACACCCUGCAGCGAUCACUGAUGGAAUGGAGGAAUAUGAUUGGGACGGAGGAUGGCAGACCUGUACAGAUCACUAUCCAGAGGGAAAGCGGCCUGGAUGUCUCCGCCCCCAAGCAUGGCAAGAUCGACCCCAACAACGCUCCUCACGUUGGGGGAAACCAGUGGGCAGGAGGCACAGGUGGCAGAGACACAGCAGGGCUAGGUGGCAAAGGGGGCCCCUAUCGGCUGGAUGCAGGGCACAAGGUCUACCAGGUUUCCCAGGCGGAGAAAGAUGCUGUUCCAGAGGAGGUCCGCAGGGCAGCCCGUGAAAUGGGUGAAAAAGCCUUUAAAGAGAGGUUGAAGGAGAUCAAUAUGAGCGAUUACGAUGCCGCAACGUAUGAGCGCUUCUCCAAUGCUGUCAGGAGACAGGUUCAGUCUCUACGCAUCAUCCUGGACAGUUUGCAGGCUAAAGGAAAGGAGCGACAGUGGUUGAAGAACCAGGCUCUGGGAGAACUGGAUGACGCUAAAAUCAUUGAUGGACUGACUGGAGAGAAGGCUAUAUAUAAACGCAGGGGAGAGCUGGAACCAGAGCUGGGCAGUCCUCAGCAGAAACCCAAGCGUUUACGGGUGUUGGCUGACGUGUCGGGCAGCAUGUACCGCUUCAACGGUGUGGACGGCAGGCUGGAGCGCUCCAUGGAGGCUGUGUGUAUGGUCAUGGAGGCUCUGGAGAACUAUGAGCACAAGUUCAAGUACGACAUAGUGGGCCACUCAGGCGACGGCUACGACAUUGAGCUGGUCAGACCGGACAAAGUCCCCAAGAAUAACAAGCAGAGACUCAAAGUCCUCAAGACCAUGCACGCCCACGCUCAGUUCUGCAUGAGCGGCGACUACACUCUGGAGGGCACCGACGCCAGCAUCAAGGAGUUGGCGCGAGAAGAGGCUGACGAGCACUUCGUGGUGGUGCUCAGUGAUGCCAACCUGGAACGCUACGGCAUCCGGCCUGAGCGCUUCGCCCAGGUCCUGACCUCUGACCCGCAGGUUAAUGCCUUUGCCAUCUUCAUCGGAUCCCUUGGCGAUCAGGCUGAAAGACUCCAAAAGACCCUUCCAGCGGGGAGAUCCUUUGUUGCCAUGGACACCAAGGAGAUUCCCCAAAUACUGCAGCAGAUCUUUACAUCUACCAUGCUGUCCAGUGCCUAAGACACAUAAACACACACAUACACUCACUUCUUAUCUCACACAUCCAAAACCUCAAAUUUUCUUCUGCAAGCUCUGAGACUGUAGCACGCUGACUUGUCACGAUGUGAUAACCCACUUUCUGUAUCAGAUUAUAUAACUUUAUCUGAACUGUAUCAGGUCUGCAGACUGGCCUUUGUACAAGCUUGAAGGGAACGGUUUAUUAUUUUACAGAAGCCUUCAGUAGAAGCAGAAUGUGGCAGUGCUGUGUAGCGUGACGAGUUAAAUGAUGUGUACUGUCCCUCGGGGAAUACUUACUGUACAGUGUGGUCUGUGAUCAGUGUGACUCUACUGGGAAAUGACACAUACUGCAACUACAGUGACAUUAUGAGUGCCUGGAGUCUGUCUCAGACCCCAUGUGGGGAUCAAACACAGGCCCCGACCUGUUGUUGUUGUUUUUUUUGGGCCGAUAGUGUGCUGACGCAGGCACACAUGCAUACGUCCUGUUUUGGGUUGCGAGCAACUUCACUUAGACGGGGGAGGGACACGAACUUGAAACGGGCUCACUUAUUUGGACUUCCUCCUCAUUUAUCGCCUGUCGCGCAGAAAAACACGCACGCACACACACACACACACACGACACAUGCAGGAAGGGUUGCACUAACGCGCCACCUGACCGACACUUGGAUGUGGCGAGCGGCUGAACUUGGCUCUUUUGGAAUGCUGAGACUGUGAGCAGGGAAUUUCCCACCUGACUGCACACGCUCUUUAAAGGCAGCCACUGUUGCACAACCCCCUGCUGUGUGUCUGUGUGUGUGUGUGUGUGUGUGUGUGUGUGUGUGUGUGUGUGUGUGUGUGUGUGUGUGUUCUCCUACAGCAUCCAUGUCAACAUGCACAAGCCCUUUCCUUCCUGGCGGCUGGACCUUGUGACGCCCCAUGCUCGUCUCAGUCCUGCAAGGAAUCUGAGAUCGCCUUUCAUUGCCAGACCUCCCACUCCUCUUUCACACACACACCUUUGCCACCACAAGGCUUAGUGUGUGCAUAGCGGUGCGUGUUUAGAGAUUAAGUGCACAUAGAAUAUAGACUGUGUGUGUACAUCAUGUUUCAUUUAAUGAUGCAGUGUGGUCAUUCUUCCUGUCUGUACCACCUCACAGACACGUGCAUCCAGUUCCAAAUCCACUGAUAGGAUCAAUAUAACAGCCUGUCUAACAAUCAGUCUCUAUUGAUCCCUCUCUGAUAGAUGGGAUGUCACUGUUUUUAUUAACCUACUUCUGUCUCCCUCUGACCCUCUCUCUGGCUCUGUCUCUCUCUCUCUCUCUCUCUGAUUAGUUGGAAGGAGCAACAGUGACUUCAUGGUAAAAACUGGACUAGUUUCUCAGUAGUCAUUUCACCUACAUUACAUGUUGAAACUUGUUUGGGUAUAUAGACAUUUAAAAUGUGCAUAGAAGCAUAUUAAAUCGUAUGCAUUUGAAUCUCUUUAGUCUUAUUUAAUUGUACAUUGUUAUUACUUUAUGUGGAAAAAAUUGUAAAGGUAAUGUACAAAAUUUUAAUAAAACCAUGAUAACAUUG